AUGUCCCAAGACCAGAAGUCACUUAUCAACCCAAAUUCUCAAGGUGCUAACGUACGCUUGGAUCGGCUAGAGGAGGUAUUAAUGCGCCUGAAAGCCCAGCUCACUGCAGUUACCAGUAACGGCCCGCGGCGAAAACCAAACCCUCGGCGUACUUCCUCCGUUUCCCACACCCGCCGUCCACAAUCUCCAAGUAGCGUUUGCUGGUAUCACCAACAAUUUGGGGGAGCAGCUCGGCGAUGUCUUCAGCCAUGCUCUUUCAAGGCAUCUCCAACGGCCUCAGGGAGACGAACACACCCGACAGUAGAGGCCACUGCUGCUGGAAGCGCUGCCAAUCUUCACACUCGCCGUUUGUUUCUCUGGGACUGUAUCGCUGGCGCCAAAUUCCUUGUCGACUCUGGUGCCGAGGUUAGCGUGGUUCCACCAACUCCGGCCGAAUGCAAACACCGCAGCUCUUUUUGUCUAACAGCUGCCAACAACUCCAGCAUCCCCACCUUUGGACAGCGCUCCAUCACACUCGAUUUGGGCCUUCGUCGGAUUUUCCGAUGGGUUUUCAUUAUUGCCGACGUUUCCGUCGCCCUCAUAGGCGCUGAUUUCCUAGCCCACUUCAAUCUACUAGUCGAUUUGAGGAAUCGCCGGCUCGUCGACUGCAUCACCAACCUUCAUACCCGUUGUCAAUCCGGUGUGUAUCCCUGCGUCAACCCUCUCACUGUUAUACCCAUUUCUGACUGUCCUUUCCACUCACUCCUCAGGCAGUUUCCCCGCCUGACCAACCCCUCAUUUCGAGAAGUGGACAUCAAGCACACAGUCACCCACCAUAUUUCCACCACCGGACCUCCCAAAUCUUGCCGACCACGUCGUCUUGCUCCGGACCGUUUGAAAAUUGCCAAGGCAGAGUUCGAACACAUGCUCGAGCUCGGCAUCAUCCGACAGUCCGGCAGCUGCUGGGCAUCACCCCUCCAUCUUGUCCCAAAGAAGAGCGGCGACUGGCGACCGUGUGGUGACUAUCGGGCGUUGAACUCUGUGACUGUCCCCGACCAGUAUCCCGUUCCGCACAUCCAAGACUUCACUAUUUCGCUACAUGGUAAGCGAAUAUUCUCUAAGAUCGACCUUGUGCGUGCCUACCACCAAAUCCCGAUCGAGGCCAGUGAUACUCCGAAAACUGCAGUGACCACUCCCUUUGGGUUAUUCGAAUUCACUCGUAUGCCCUUUGGUCUGAGGAACGCCACUCAAACCUUUCAGCGAUUCAUUGAUCAGGUUCUGCGAGGUCUCGACUUCGUCUACGCCUACAUUGAUGAUUUGCUAGUGGCUAGUUCUGACGCUGCUGAACACGAGAUUCAUCUCCGACAGCUCUUCGAACGGCUCGACUCCUACGGCGUUAUCAUCAAUGCCGCCAAAUGUGAGUUUGGAGUCCCCAGUCUUAUCUUCCUUGGUCACGAAGUGAACUCAGAUGGGAUAAAGCCCGUCCCGGAAAAACUUUCGGCCAUAUCAGCGUUCCCCGUCCCGACAACCAUCAACCAACUACGCCGCUUCUUAGGGAUGGUGAACUACUAUCACCGUUUUCUUCCCCAUGGGGCCACCAUACUGCAGCCUCUCAACAGCCUGUUGACCCACUCCAAGAAGACACUGGUGAUGACCGAGGAGGCCGUCAGGUCCUUCAAUGACGUCAAGGCCGCACUUGCGAGCGCAACACUGCUUGCUCACCCCCGCUCAAAUGCCCAGCUAACUCUCAUGACAGAUGCUUCCAGCAUUGCAGUUGGUGCAUCACUGCAGCAAACUGUUAGUGAUGUUCUACAGCCUUUGGCUUUCUUCUCGAGGAAGCUCAGCCCAGCAGAGACCCGCUACAGUGUCUUCGGCCGCGAACUCCUUGCCGUCUAUCUAUCCAUCCGGCACUUCCGCCAUUUCCUCGAGGGUCGUGAAUUUGUUGUUCUAACAGAUCACAAGCCACUCGUUUUUGCACUGAGGGCCUCUCCCGAUCGAUACUCGCCCCGUGAAAUUCGUCAUCUAGACUUCAUCUCACAGUUUUCCUGA
Messenger RNA from Spirometra erinaceieuropaei, 2028 nucleotides. NCBI's taxonomy places the organism in Eukaryota, Metazoa, Platyhelminthes, Cestoda, Diphyllobothriidea, Diphyllobothriidae. The record is from the annotation of a GenBank genome assembly.